Anopheles maculipalpis is the source of this 735-nucleotide messenger RNA. RefSeq names its product probable endochitinase. The coding region runs from base 1 to 735 and encodes 244 amino acids. Gene Ontology annotation, molecular function: chitin binding. The transcript is spliced from 3 exons. Gene Ontology annotation, cellular component: extracellular region. The record is from RefSeq and is a predicted model, not a curated record. Lineage: Eukaryota; Metazoa; Arthropoda; Insecta; Diptera; Culicidae.
AUGAUUCACGAAGCGAACAUUCGUGUGGUAGGGCUUUUUGCUCUGCUGGCCAUAAUCGGUUGUGCCACAGCACAAACCACCGUAGAUCCCUGUGUGGAAGCAGGACAAACGGACGGAUUUCUACCACACCCAACGAAUUGCUCUCUGUACUUCUCCUGUUACGGUAACAAAGGCUACGAACAGGCCUGCCCGGAUGGCAAGUAUUUCGAUCCAGUGAAAAUUGUGUGCGAUAUCAAAGAAAAAGUACAGUGCAACGUUAACAAUUGUCCCCCGGAUGGAAUUGUAUAUCUACCCGUGCCCAACGUGUGUGAUCAAUACAUCAUCUGUAUUGGUGGGGUGGCGUACAAUCAAACCUGCAGCGAAGGCUUGUACUUCGAUCCAGUGUUGGAAGAGUGUAAUUAUAUGAAUGAAACAAAUUGCGUGGUCAAUCCCUGCACGCAGCCUCCACCGGAUCCGCCUGUACUUGAGAUUCACCCCAAUCCUACCAACUGUUCUCAGUAUAUAAUUUGCUUGGCCGGUGACUCAAUUCUAAGGGAUUGUGCUCCAGGUCUCACCUUUGAUCAGACUCUCGAGCAAUGUACAGUGGGUGGUGUAUGCAAUGGCGCAACCACUGCCCCAGGUGUAACCACGGAAGCAGCAACGGUGACACCUACGGAUGCACCAACGGACAUACCAACGGACGCACCCACGGCAGCACCCGUUAUGAUGAAUGAACCAGAAUUAGAUAUCUGGUAG